Strongylus vulgaris is the source of this 321-nucleotide messenger RNA. NCBI's taxonomy places the organism in Eukaryota, Metazoa, Nematoda, Chromadorea, Rhabditida, Strongylidae. The record is from the annotation of a GenBank genome assembly.
AUGUUCGUAACAUAUGAUAAAGAACUAUUCUUCAUUACAUUACACGACUGGUACUUUUUGCUCAGUUUUGUUCAAUUUGUCGAAGGACUCUCACAUUUUGAUAAGGAAGGGAACGGACUUAUCAACGUAGCGGAACUGCGUCAUCUUCUUACCACUCUAGGUUUUGAUCAAUUUUCUAUCCUGAUGAAAAACCAUCUGUGUCAUUAUUGUUCAGGUGAACGAUUGUCGGAUGAAGAAGUCGACCAACUUUUGGCUGGGCAUAACGAUUCACAUGGCAAUGUGAAUAUCGCCGAUUUUGUGCGCAACGUCAUGAAUUCCUGA